CACAAGUGUAGAUUCGUGAGAACUGCCAUUGUUUAAGGAAGCACAAGUUGUGGACAACUGUGACGAAUCUGACUUCUUUAAAAGUUUUGUAUUGUAUGGUUUUCUCAGACAUAUUUCGUUCACAAAAUUGGGUGUUGCCUUUUUUCAAUCAGUCUGGAAUAUUCGACUUUGGAGACUGCCUACCUGGAAGCCCUUCCUGGAAGAAAUGCGUUGAUCAUGCUUUGAUUUGUUCUCAUGGGGCUGUGAUCAUGGCAGUAUUCUCUAUUAAAUCAGGACUGUCAUAGGGCUCUUUACGAUUCUGAGCAUUUUCCUGUUUUAAUUUAUUCAUUCACAGCUGGACUUGGUCAAUAUUAAAUCAUCAUGCUGGGUUUGCGAUGCUUGCUUGGUCUGCUGUUCCUCACAUGGGUGAUACAGGGGGAUUUCCUGGAGAGUUGCCUUGGCAGACAAUAUGAUCUGAACGUGGUGCUUUUGAAUGACGCGGACGCGGACUGGAGCUUGAGAUAUGUGCAAGAUGCUGUCUACUCGGCAAUCAGGAAGGACAAGGCGUUAAAUGAAGUUGCUGGUCUAACGUACACAAUACGCCCAAAUUUCCGUGGGUUCAACACCACCUUGUACAGGAGACGAGGUUGCCCCAGCAGUAGCUGCGAAGGAGUUGAGAUACUGAAGUCACUACAUGAUGAUAAUUAUGUUGGCUGUGCCAUGCUGGGUCCGUCUUGCACAUACGCCACUUUUCAGCUGGUCGAUCAGCAAGUGGGCUUCACCCUGACCAUUCCCGUCAUCUCGGCGGGCAGCUUCGGCCUGUCAUGUGACAACAAGCCCAACUUGACACGCCUGCUGCCUCCUGCCCGUAAGGUCUCCAACUUCUUCCGGUACUUCUGGAAUUUCACCGGCAACCAUGUCAAGAAGACCGCGUGGGACACAGCCUAUGUGUACAAGCAAGACAACAAUUCAGAGGAGUGCUUCUGGUACAUCAAUGCCCUGGAGGCAUCCUCAUUGGAUUUUGCCAAAGAAAUCAAGAGAAAGAUGCUACGCAGCUUGACUGAGAUACAAGAUAUGCUUGGAAACCCUAACAGACACAGUAACAUAUUCAUUCUUUGUGGAACACCAGAUGACAUUAGAGAUAUCAAAGUUAAAAAAACACUUGACAUUCAUCCCGACAUUGUUUUCAUCCUCAUCGACAUGUACAAUGAAAAUUAUUACCGUAAUGAUACAGUUGAGUGGUACAUGAAGGAUGUACUGGUGUUCUCGCUACCCAACACAAGGAAUCACAGUGGGGUAGACUGGACCACCAACCACAGCAUGAUAAACGACUAUGUGGCAGGUUACCAUGACGGUGUGUUGCUGUUUGGUGAGGUGAUAAGACAACAGUUAAACCAGAGCAAGACUGUAGGAUCUUCAGUUACAACAGAUUUCAACAAUCCUUUCAGGAAUAUUGAAUUUCACGGCCUGGGUGGUCACUAUGUGCUAGACGAAUAUGGAGACAGGGAUGUUAAUUUCUCCCUCAUCUACACCUCCAAUGUUGCUCUGGAGUAUAAAAUCCUAUUUGAGUUUCAAUCGGCCACAAAUACCGUCAUACUGGUGGACAGCAACCCUUCCUUAAGCUGGGCCAGAUCCACACUCCCAGAUGACAAACCAGAAGGAAAUGAUCUUGAGCCUCAAGACGUCAUUGUGAUUGUCCUUGGUGUCAGUGUGGUGAUUGUAACAGGCAUUGCUUUGAUCUUCUACAGACAGAACAGGAAGGAACGUCAGAAGGAGAAGAGAUGGUCCCAUAUACAGCCUGAACUGAUCUCCCAGCUGUAUGAGAAGAAGCCAAGCUUGAUAUCUUUCAGGCUUGAUGAGGAACAGAGAGAUAGUGGGAUUUAUAUCCGUAAAGCUCGCUAUGACAAGAAGCCUGUCAUUCUUAAAGAGCUGAAGAACACCGAUGGGAACUUUAGUGAUGGCCAGAGGAUAGAACUGAAUUCUCUCUUGAGGAUUGACUAUUACAACCUGACCAAAUUCUACGGCACAGUGAAGUUUGAAUAUGGUGUUUUUGGAGUCUUUGAGUUUUGUGAAAGAGGCUCGCUAAGGUGCAUUCUAAACGACAAAAUCUCCUACCCUGAAGAGACUUUCAUGGAUCUGGAGUUUAAAAUUUCAGUCAUUUAUGACAUAGCUAAGGGCAUGUCCUAUCUCCACUCAAGCAAUAUUGCUGUGCAUGGGCGUCUCAAGUCCACCAACUGUGUGCUGGACAACCGCAUGGUGGUGAAGAUCACAGACUUUGGUUGCCACACAAUCCUCAGCCCUAGCAAAGACCUGUGGACAGCUCCAGAGCACCUGCGUGAACAGGGCAUCUCUCAGAAGGGUGAUGUGUACAGCUUUGCCAUCGUAGCCCAUGAGAUUCUCCUGAGGGAGAAACCUUUCUACAUGGAGACCAACUUAGAUGUGGCAGAGAAGCUUAAAAGGGUUCAGUAUCCAAGUGAACCUCUGUACUUCAGGCCUGACCUCAACUUUGAGACAGACAAUGAGAGAGAAGUGGAGCUGAAUGUGUUGAUUAAAAACUGUUGGGAUGAAGAUCCAGAGAAGAGACCUGACUUUAAGAAAAUCGAGGGCUCAGUAGCAAAGAUCUUCAGCAAUGUCCACAACCAUGCCAAUGAGAGCUAUAUGGACACCCUGAUUCGGCGGCUGCAGAUGUAUUCUCGUAACCUGGAGCACCUGGUGGAGGAGAGGACCGCUCUGUACAAGGCCGAGAGGGACAGGGCCGAUCGCCUCAACUUCAUGCUGUUGCCAGGGCCGGUGGUGCGCUCCCUGAAGGAGACGGGUCACGUGGAGCCUGAGCUCUUUGACGAGGUCACCAUUUACUUCAGUGACAUCGUGGGAUUCACCACCCUCUGCCACUACAGCACGCCCAUGGAGGUGGUGGACAUGCUCAACGACAUCUACAAGAACUUCGACAGCAUCCUGGACCAUCAUGAUGUCUACAAGGUGGAGACGAUUGGAGAUGCCUACAUGGUGGCAUCGGGGCUGCCCCGGCGCAAUGGGAACAGACACGCUGUGGACAUCGCCCACAUGGCCCUGGACAUCCUGGCCUUCAUGGGUACCUUCCGGCUGCGCCACCUGCCAAGCCUGCCGCUGUGGAUCCGCAUGGGUGUGCACUCAGGCCCUUGUGCUGCAGGUGUGGUGGGGAAUAAAAUGCCACGGUACUGCUUGUUUGGGGACACAGUUAACACCGCCGCACGCAUGGAGUCCACUGGACUACCUCUCAGAAUCCAUGUCAGUCAGUCCACCAUCAACAUCCUUCAGAGGACGGACUGCAAGUUUGAGUACGAGAAGCGAGGGGAGACAUACCUGAAGGGGAAAGGGAAAGAGAUGACGUACUGGCUGACAGGGGUCACGGGGCAGAAGUACGACCUCCCGACACCGCCAACAGAGGAGAACUUCCAGCGGCUGCAGCAGGACCUGGCGCAGAUGAUCGUGUCCGGCCUGGAGAAGGGUGCCUCGGCCAGACGGGGUAAGACCCUUUCCACCCGGCAGAGAAGACGGGACCGCCGCAGCAGCCAUGGGAGCCAGGGCUUGCCCGAGUACUUCCACCUGGCCGACCCCAGCACCUACCUGUAGGCCCUACGCCAACACUGGACCCCCACCCCCAGCCUCUGCUCCCUCUAUACUAGUUGAUAUUCACUUCACCACCCCCAACGCUGACCUUCACCCCACCCACAGUACUGCACUGUCCGGUGUUGGUUGUCAUGACCAGGGGAGCCAGGGCCUAACUGUGAACUUUUACCUUACAGAACCCAGCAACGACUUGUAGGCCCAACGCCACCAGAGCAUCUUACUGGCAGGGGCGUCACUAGACCUUAUUCACUGGGUCACGUGCCUUAGUAAAAGUCUCCAGUGCCCCAGUAAAAUUCUAGUGCGGCUUUAGCUGGAAACGGCAUUCAUGAGCGCAUCUCCGUGCCUACUUUAAUCAUGGCUUGAGCCUGUCACUU
Molecule: messenger RNA, 3962 nt
Organism: Alosa sapidissima (American shad)
Lineage: Eukaryota; Metazoa; Chordata; Actinopteri; Clupeiformes; Clupeidae
Gene: gucy2ca
Product: guanylate cyclase 2Ca
Exons: 27
Coding region: 361-3591 (1076 amino acids)
Biological process (GO): cGMP biosynthetic process; protein phosphorylation; receptor guanylyl cyclase signaling pathway
Molecular function (GO): ATP binding; protein kinase activity; guanylate cyclase activity
Source: RefSeq, a predicted model, not a curated record